Messenger RNA from Triplophysa rosa, 2820 nucleotides. RefSeq names its product tetraspanin-7-like. The record is from RefSeq and is a predicted model, not a curated record. The transcript has 8 exons. Gene Ontology annotation, cellular component: membrane. NCBI's taxonomy places the organism in Eukaryota, Metazoa, Chordata, Actinopteri, Cypriniformes, Nemacheilidae. The coding region runs from base 1 to 681 and encodes 226 amino acids.
AUGGUGGACAUGAUCACAGGGGCGAUCCUGUUGGCAGUGGGAUUAUGGGGAAAGUUCAUUUUGGGCCCGUAUAUCUCACUGAUAGCUGAAAACUCCACCAACGCUCCGUACGUGCUCAUCGGAACCGGAACCACCAUCAUUGUUUUCGGGCUGUUCGGAUGUUUCGCCACCUGCCGUGGAAGUCCAUGGAUGCUCAAGCUGUAUGCAAUGUUCCUGUCUCUGGUCUUCCUGGCAGAGCUGGUCGCUGGCAUCUCGGGUUUUGUUUUUCGUCAUGAGAUCAAAGGCACCUUUUUGAGAACCUACAAUGAGGCUGUUCUGAACUAUAAUGCCCAGGAUGAGAAAAGCAUUGCGGUGGACAACGUCCAGAGGAGUUUGCGCUGUUGUGGCGUUAUGAACUACACUAGCUGGUUUUCCAGCGUUUAUUUCCCCGCCAAUGGAAUUCCGCCCAGCUGCUGCGCUACCAAAUCCGAUUGUCACCCCACUGACAUGCGGAAUGCCACCAUAGCGGCCGGCAAAGUCUACCAACAGGGCUGCUAUGAGCUGGUGACGUCCUUUAUCGAGACUAACAUGGGCAUUAUUGCUGGAGUAACGUUUGGAAUUGCGUUUUCGCAGCUGAUCGGGAUGCUGCUGGCCUGCUGCCUGUCACGAUUCAUCACUGCCAAUCAGUAUGAGAUGGUGUAGCGGCGCGGGCACAUGCAAAGGAAACGCACAACACCUUGGAAAGGGAAAGCAUCCCCAAAAUGCUUGCACACUCCAUCUUUUCUCGUUCUGUCUCUUUUAUAUUCAUCGUUUUCUUCGUCUUUUCUGCCGUCCUCACUUUCUAUUUUCGGGUAGUGCAUCAUUCCUCAGUCGUGCAGCUGUGCCACGACCGAAGUCUCUCCUUUGGAAACGUUGACGUCAGCGAGGAAAAGGGAGUGGUUUUAGGACGCACUCCUGCAUAUGCGUAUUUUACUCUGUAGGAAACCCUGCAUGCAGAAACCAUCUCAUGCCACACACUAAAACUAAGAUCAAGAGCAUUUCGAUAACACCAUGUCCUGACCGAACGCAAACAUGCACAUGAUGAAAUCUCAUCGUGUAUUAUAAACAUUAAAUAUGUUUUGAUUUGUCCGAUUUAAACUUGAACUUGGUUAGGACACGGUGUCUUUUUUUGAGAAUUUUUGUCCCAACUAAAAACAACAUUUUGUCAGUAUGUUGAUAUAGCCACAGUGAAAUCUUAUUGUUCCAAAAUUCUGCCCGUCAUUGCUGUAUAUUGCACAUCAGAUGUUUAUAUUGGGUGUUACUUUGUUGCGUCGUGCAGCAUUUCCACGUAGUGUGAACGGAAAAAUUGUCAGGUAAAGCUUGAGGCACCUAGGACAUGAUGUUCAACCCCUGAUCUCACAGUGACUUCACUUCAGAAUUGUUAAAAACUUGUCCAACGCUUUUUCGAGAGGACAAACACACACAAAAAAUGACAAGAUGUGUUUUGUUGUUGUUAAUGUUGUAAAAACUUUGGCAAAUGGGUAUAUCUCAGAAUCUGGUUUUUAUUGUUUAACAUAAUUUGGUUUUCUCAACAUCUCGACACCGGGUGGAAAGUGUCGCUGAACGUGGCUACAUAAUCACAUAGAAAUCUCUCAUAGAAUCAUGCGAAAACUGUCAGUUCUUUUGUGUUUGUGAAAGCCAAAACAAGCAAAUUUCUGCCACAUAUUGUAUAGCGGUGACUGUACAGAAGUAAUAUACGUUUAGACUGAAGUGUUAACUACAUUUUUGUUUGAUCAAUCUAACAAUUUAAUCUGUGAUUGUAUUUCGCAGCUAUUAGGUUGUAGGUGCAGUUUGACAUUGUAUCUUUCUCUCUCGUGGACUGUUGACAUACUGUAUUUUUUCGACUAUUACUGUAAGAAUUUAAUCACACUGGGCAUAUCGCAGCAUUUUAAAUAUUUACUCUGUAUACCUCUAAGAACAUGCAUUAUUUUACGUUUUUUUUAAGCAAAAGUGGGUGGAGUUUUGCGUGGAAACUAGUAAGACAAUGACAUUUUGGAAUCAGGAAUAAAUGUUCUCCGAGUAUGGUAUAAAUCAAUCAAUCAAUCAAUCAGUGUAUCAAAGUCAUAACAGAUGGUAAUCGUUAAAUACACUUUGGUGGUUAAAUAGCGAACUGUUUGGUCGUUAGAGAACUUGUAUUUGCCAUCAACAUUUCAUAACUGCAUGAUAGACAAAUGGAAAAACUGAAAAGUGUAAAAAGAGUGAUUUACGGCUCUAUAUACAAUGAAAUGAACUGAGAUUUUCUGGAGUCAAAUGAAUUCAAGAAUCACAGAGAACAGUUCUUUGGCUCAGAAGUUUACUGAAGAUAUACAAAUGCUUUAUUGAAUCCCAGUUGACUGAAAUUUUCGAGAUUUUUGUCUUUUGCUUUAUUGUUUAUUUAUUUUACGUAUGUGGUAGAAAUCACUGUGGUCUUUGGCUUGAAUCUGUUCAAUUCAAUUUAUGUGUUCUGUGAGGUACUGUUAACAAGUUCUUAAAAUUCCAUAUUUACAUGUUUUUAUUUAUUUUUGUGUUGUUAUUUCAUAUGCUUUACGUUUGCAUUAUUAAUUUUAUUUACUUGUGUUAUAUAUUUUAAUCAUUUCUGCAGCUGUCCCUUGUGUUGAUACAUCAUCAAGUAUUAGAUUCAAGAAUUCAUAGUCUGAACACGUGAUAAAUUACGCAUCUCAACAUAGAUGAGCAGAAUAAUAAUGUACUUUGUAUAAUAUAAAACUUUUUAAAACGCAUCACCAGCUAGCAUGCCAACAAAAACAUGUACGUUGAUAUUGUAAACAGCUGUGAUCUCUAUGAAUAAAAUAGUUCUUCGUCGUU